Leptosia nina is the source of this 2655-nucleotide messenger RNA. Lineage: Eukaryota; Metazoa; Arthropoda; Insecta; Lepidoptera; Pieridae. The record is from the annotation of a GenBank genome assembly.
AUGGAGGUAAUACCAGCAAAUGACAUUUUAUUUGAAGAUUUCUGCUCGAUUCUAGAACAGUUAAGCAAAAGGAAAAAACAAAAACAAGAUCAAGAUAGAAUUCUAAAUAAUUUUAUUCAUGAUUUUAGAAUAAAGGCAGGAAAAGUCACAAAUAAAAAGAAUUCAACCUUUUUUCCUAUCCUGAGGCUAUUAUUACCCGAUCGGGAUCGAGAAAGAAACCCGUACAACUUAAAGGAGACAAAACUCGGAGCUCUCUUAGUAAAAGUUUUAUCAUUAAAUAAGCAAUCGCACGAUGCGCAGGAGCUACUUAAUUUUCGGUCAGUACAGAAUAGUUGUCACGACAGCGAUUUUGCUGGUGUCGCUUAUUUCGUACUAAAGAAUAGGAUGGUGCAGAAGACAGGCGAUUUAACUGUUGGAGAUAUAAAUAAACUUCUGGACAAAGUGGCCACUACAGAAGUUGGGAAUAAAGGACCGAUUCUGGAUGGAGCAUUUAGCUAUGCCAUAAAGAACUUAACACCCGAACAACUAAAAUGGUUUCUCAGGAUAAUUCUAAAGGAUCUAAAGCUCAGUAUGGGAAUGAAUAGGAUCUUGGGCGCAUUCCACCCUGACGCGCCCGAGUUAUAUGAGAGCUGUAGUAAUUUGAAUAAGGUAUGUGAAGACCUUGGAGAGGGAGACACAAGGCCUAUAGAACUAGGUGUUCAAGUAUUCUUCGCUGUGAGUCCCAUGUUGUCUGAAAGGCUGGAUAUAACUCGAAUAGCACAAUUACUGUCUAAUAAUAAGACCUAUCAAGUUGAGGAUAAAUUUGAUGGCGAAAGGUUUCAGAUGCACAUGGAAAACGGCACUUUUGAAUAUUUUUCACGGAAGGGUUUCGUUUAUUCUAACAAUUAUGGUAAAACCUAUGACUCUGGUUUGUUGACACCCCAUUUAAAUGGGUGUUUUGAAUCCAAUGUCACAAGUUUCAUCCUUGAUGGAGAAAUGAUGGGAUGGCACAAGGAGUAUAGGUGUUUUGGCUCUAAAGGUAUGGCGUUCGAUAUAAAGAAAAUAUCCGAAAACUCAAAGUUCCAACCUUGCUUCUGUGUGUUUGAUAUUUUAUAUUACAAUGGUAAGUCCUUAAUUGGACCACAAGAAAAAGGCGGGAAAUCGUUGAAGGAGAGACUUCAGAUUUUGGAUACAUUGUUCUUCGAUGUUCCUGGAGUCAUUAUGCAUAGUGACCGCAAAGUUGUGAAAAACAGCGUUGACAUCCUAAAUGCUCUGAAUAAAGCGAUCGAAAACCAAGAUGAAGGGAUCGUAGUCAAAGACGUGGAGUCAUAUUACAUAGCUAAUCGUCGGAAUGUCGGAUGGUACAAAAUUAAACCAGAGUACACAGAAGGUACCAUGACCGAUCUAGACCUGGUGGUGAUUGGUGCUGAUGAAGCUGAGAACAAGAGACAGGGACGUGCUAAGAGCUUCCACGUCGCCUGUCUCGACCGCUCAGGACAACAAGAACGAUGGGUGGCAGUUGGUCGUGUGGCCACAGGACUAAGUUUCGAAGAACGGGAACGCGUGUGCGCUUUGCUUGAGAAAAACUGGAAGAACGCGAAGAGGAUGCCAUCGCCGCCAUCUUUAUUCUUUAAUAAGGAUAAACCAGACUUUUGGAUUAUGCCGGAACAUUCGAUUGUUCUAGAGGUCCGCGCCACAGAACUAGUCCGGAGCAGUAGUUCCGGUACAGAUUACACGCUGCGUUUUCCGCGCGUCACCAAAGUGCGUAACGACAAACCUGUAAACGAUAUACUCACUUUGGAGGAGUUUCAGAGACUUGUGGCGGAAAGAAAUGCAGUUGUCAAAUUAGGCACUAAGCGUAUAAGUGAGAAUCAAUUAGACGAAAUUACAAUUAAAGCUCGAAGAACUCGCGCGCCUAAGACCGUACAAGUAGCUGAAAAGUUCCGUUCGAAGCCGACAGGUGGCGUUGAUGUGUUAUCUAACGCACUUCUUGGAAGAGAAAUAUGCAUCUUAUCUGAAGACGAGGACUGCAAGAAGGAAGAAUUGAUAAGGAUUGUGGGGUCACAUGGUGGAAAACAUGUGGAAAAUGCUGGACCAAAAACGUGGUGCUGCGUGGCCGGAAACUUGACGUUUCGCGUUCGAAAGCUGAUUGAAAAUAAGAAAUAUGAUGUAAUAAGUACGUCCUGGUUGCGUUCGCUUCCCGUCUCAACGAAUCCAUGUUCUCUUUCCCCCCUGGACAUGCUAUCCAUCAAGCCCGAAACCAAAUCGAAGCUAAGCGUCGAUUAUGACUGUUUCGGCGACAGCUACAGGGGACUACUCGACGAGGAGACGCUAAAGAAAUGUUUAAAGAAAAUGGAUAAAGAGGAUCCAAUAUACCUCACGAAAUCGGAAAUGCUAUAUCUGGAUGGAAAGCUUUUCGGCGAGAACAAUCCAUUUUCUUUCUUGCGGCGUUGCUCCAUAUAUUUUCUCGAAGCAUCCUAUCGUUCCACCAUAGCAAAGAUGUAUGGCGCUGAAAUCUGUGACGCCAGUGAAAACGUGACACAUAUACUAGUCCCAAGUGAUAAUAAGAAAGAAAUACAAAAUGUAAGCAAUGCCAAAGUAGUUUUUGAAGAAUGGUUAGACAAAUGUUUUGAACUGAAGGAAUUGAUAUCAGAAACUGAGUUUUUAGUUGAUUAA